Messenger RNA from Aphanomyces invadans, 2196 nucleotides. RefSeq lists its product as hypothetical. NCBI's taxonomy places the organism in Eukaryota, Oomycota, Saprolegniomycetes, Saprolegniales, Verrucalvaceae. The record is from RefSeq and is a predicted model, not a curated record. The coding region runs from base 1 to 2127 and encodes 708 amino acids. The transcript has 16 exons.
AUGGCGCAGAUUCUGUUGCAUGCCAACUAUAUUUGGCCUGAAGUCGCGUACGUUCCAGUGUCAUCGAAUCACUUGAUGGCGCUGCUCGGGUUUUGCCCGAGUCGAUCGAGCGUCGGCCACAACCACACAACCCACGCAGGGGACCACCAUGGGUCGACGGGGGAAAGCGGUCACAAGGUCGUUGAAAAGUCCACGCGGGUGCAGACGCUGCUUCGUGUGGCAUCGAACGUGAUUGCAAGCAUGCUCCUGUUUUUGCCCAUGUUGACCCUGGCCGUGCUCAUCUACCAGGGCAUGUACAACCGACUGAUUGUAUCCCACAACUUUCAAACGACUGCCAUGUACUGGAACAACUACAGCCAGUCGUGUGAGUUGACUCAAGCGGGGUGGGUGGCCGACUCAUGCGACAGCAUGUCAUCCAAGGCCACGCCGGCGACCGCAUGGACGUCGAUUGGCACAGUUCUAGCGACCCAGUGGGCACAGGAAAUCGCGGACGCUGGGGGGACUCUAAAAGUGACGACGUGCGCGGUGGGAGGCACCGACGCCGUGGGGUGGGGCAAUCUCCAAUUCAUCGGGGGAUACGACGCGUACCCAGCAUGCAUCCCGACGGCGCCUCAGGACAUUGCAGGCAUCGCGAUGCUGGAAUCCACGAUCCGCCCUGCACAGCCAAAUGGCGUGUACAUGCUGACCUUGUACGCGGACAUGGACUCGACGAUGACGGUGAUGAGCUAUCAAAACUCGGACGGCACUGCCCAAAACGUCAUGGCGAACCCGAAGCGGACCCUCAUUGCCAUGGACGGACUUGUCACGCCAGAUCCUUCGGGCGAAAACAACAUCAUCUAUUCUCGCCCACUCGGUGAACGGUACCUGGUCACGGGCUACUGCGUUCCUCAAAUCGAAGAGCUGAGCGUCGCCAAAACCGACAACAAUUUGCCGGGGUGGAGCCAAGGAAAGCAUUCCAAACACCCCGUGACGACGGCAUGGGCGUGCGGCCAUCGAGUGUCCAACUGGAAAGAGCUCGUCGCGUUGCAAAUGAUUUGCUCCCUGGCCACGAUGGCCUUGUUCGCGGGCGAUAUUUACAUCACGGUGGAAGGGUUUCGCGGAGUGCUGCAGGGCAAGCCCGUGCUCACGUACGCCGUCCUGGCGGGGCUCGAACGACGCAAGAUGCUGCUCGUGGCCGUCGUCGUCAAUUGCAUGCCAGGGCUCUUGUACAUGGACGUGUCCCGCAUCUACUUUUUCACGACGAACGGGUAUCGAAUUUGGUGCUUGGCGAGCGUCAUGAUGGCGAGCUUCUUUGCAUUCGGGGUCGUUCUCGUUCUGAGGUACCAGGGGCUUCCAGCGUCAUUGACUUCAUGUAGCGAAAUCAUGACGGACUGGCUGUGCAGCUUCCUGGACGCAGCAGUCACGUGCCGCCUGGAAUACGUCGUGGGGUACUCGGCGCCGCUCUUUCUCCACGGCGCCAUCGUCGCGACUACGACGGCGUCUUGCAUCCCGGCUGUAUUUGAGUUCGUCUACAACAAGAUCUACGCGGCCAAGCCUGCCUUGACUGUCGAGCUGUUUGGACAAGCCUGGCCGUGCGGGUCAUACACGGUCGAAGGGACGCCAGCCGUCAUGACGUACUUGAUCUGGGAGAUUCUCCAUCCGUUGAUCGCGUCGUUCGUGGCCGCCGUUGUUGUCGCGGCUCUGCUCCACAAGUACCAUCACCACAGCUACCUCACCCACGUCACGUGGUGCCAGUCCAACGCAUUCCUUCGACAUGCCGGUGUUCCCAAUUGGAUCACGUCGCUGCCGCUGGAACAGACCAACGCAAUCAAGAUUGGGACGAAAGUGUUUUGCAAACCAAGCACCCAAGCUCUCAUGGGGUAUUCGUCGCUCGUCGCGCUACGACCGCAAGCCUCCACAUUCAAGUCCGUACAACCCGAUCAUGGAGCUCCUGCAGGUUCACAUUCACAAGGCGUGUUCUAUGUGGUCAGUAUCUACGCCCUGCUCCCGUCGACAGUUGUCCCUUGGCUGUGUCAGCACCAUGGAACAAUUGAGCACUACCAGUUCACACCAGCACAUGGUCACUCCCGUCUGGCGCCUGACAAAGCGGCGACGUACGUCCAUAGCCGCGGUGCAUGUACCGUCUAGGUAGUAUAAUGGCCAAUGGCGCCGCCAUCAAACAUGAUGCCGUUCGCAAAGGGCGAAUUCUGUAGUUGC